This is a messenger RNA of Sinocyclocheilus grahami, 1208 nucleotides long. RefSeq names its product zinc finger protein 36, C3H1 type-like 2. Gene Ontology annotation, molecular function: mRNA binding; metal ion binding. The record is from RefSeq and is a predicted model, not a curated record. The coding region runs from base 180 to 1097 and encodes 305 amino acids. NCBI's taxonomy places the organism in Eukaryota, Metazoa, Chordata, Actinopteri, Cypriniformes, Cyprinidae. The transcript has 2 exons.
UUAAAACAACAGGGCGAACAGUUGUUGCCAGGCACUGGGUGUAGUCCGCGUCUUUUAUCUGGAAUAGGGUAACGGAGUCAGGUGUUUGUCCGGAGUGCAUUCGGGUUUAGCCUCACUUUUUAAACGACAAAAGACCCCGUUGUGUUGAGCUGUUGUUGAGUUUUGUAAAGCUGUCUAAAAUGUUUGAGACUAGUCAAGAUGACCUGUUUCUGUUCCCCACUGAAGGCCAGAAUGAGGCUUUCUUCCCCGAGGAGGGUUUAGGCGGUGGGAAGUUGUCUCUUGCUGAGGCCUUGCUUCCCCUGGUUGAGUCCCCAUCACCCCCGAUGACGCCCUGGCUCUGCUCCACCCGCUACAAGACAGAACUGUGCAGCCGCUACGCUGAGACGGGUACCUGCAAGUAUACCGAACGCUGCCAGUUCGCCCACGGCCUCCACGAUCUCCACGUACCCUCCCGUCAUCCCAAGUACAAAACCGAGCUGUGCCGUACCUACCACACUGCUGGCUACUGUGUCUAUGGCACACGGUGUCUCUUCGUGCACGGCCUUAAAGAGAAGAGGCCUGUCCGUCAACGGCGCAGGAACGUGCCUUGCCGUACCUUUCGUGCAUUUGGGGUUUGCCCCUUCGGUACCAGAUGCCACUUCUUGCAUGUUGAGGGUGGUUCCGAAUCCGAUGGUAGAGAGGAAGAGCGAACCUGCCAACCUUCGUUACCUUCCCAAGAGUGGAAGCCUCUUGGUGCCCUCUGUUGCACCUUCAGCGCUUUUGGUUUCUGUCUCUAUGGCACCCGUUGUCGAUUCCAACAUGGGCUUCCCAACUCGAUCAAAGGUGUCAACUCAACCCACACAUCCUGGCCUCAUCAGAUGACCAAUGGGGGAUCUGUUUCACCUGCCUCAGGCACGUGCUCUCCACCGUCCUUGUCCCCUCCAUCUGCAUUUGCUUCGCCGGUGUACCCUGACGGUUCUGGUCCAGUCACCCCACCAUCGGUAGAAGCGGUAGCCAACAAUGCUUUCACCUUCAGCAGCCAACAUCUGAAUGAUCUUCUGCUCCCCCUGGCCCUUCGGCUCCAGCAGCUGGAGAACGCUGCCAAUGCUGGUCCUUAAGAUGCUCUGGAUAAGCCGCUGUCGUGACGUCUGUGGCAAGAUGAUCCCAGAAGCUAACCGCUGUAAGCUUUAACUGUGACUGUACUGUGCCAAUUUAUUUUUAACGUCGUU